Molecule: messenger RNA, 6618 nt
Organism: Gallus gallus (chicken)
Lineage: Eukaryota; Metazoa; Chordata; Aves; Galliformes; Phasianidae
Gene: SGSM3
Product: small G protein signaling modulator 3
Exons: 24
Coding region: 3273-5534 (753 amino acids)
Molecular function (GO): protein binding
Source: RefSeq, a predicted model, not a curated record
GCCGCGCGUGCGCGUAGCGGCGCCCUCCGGAGCGGCGUGUGGGGCUGCCGGCGCGGCUCGGGGUCCCGACCCGCCGUGUGAGGGCGGGCGGCGCGGCGGGCGAGAGGGCGCUGACGGGAGCAGGAGCAAAAACCAGAUAUGUGUUAGGAGCUUUGUGAACAGUCCUGGAAGGUGCUGUGGGUGUUAUUUGGCUGCUUCAGAAAGCUGAGUUAUGUGAAGGUGGAGCCCCAAAGAAGAUAAUCUGAUGUGCUGUGGGAGAUACUGUCUUUAAAAUGCCAUUUUUUGGAGCCAAAUGAAGUGAGUCCUGUUGGGUGAGUCCGGAGCUCUUUUGCUGCCAUGAGUUGUGCAUGAACGACAGAGCUACAGGGGAGCGACCUGAACUGAGCCUUCCUUGUGUCUCACCGAGGGAAUGAUAACUAAAGCUCUGCAAAUCCAUCUGUACCAUGGAAGAGCCAUUCUUCAGGCUGCUCCUUUGUCGCUGGCAGCAGCAGGAUGAGAGCAGCUCGAAAAUCAGGCUCCUGUGUGGGGUGAGCUCCCACGGCCGGCUCUGGAUGUGAUGGAUGGGAUAAUGCUGCUUGUCACUGCUCAGGGUCAAAGUGUCACAUAGAAAACGUAAUAAUAGCAUCUGUAAGUAACUGUCAGUAAUGUCUGUCUACCUUUCUUUGGUUUGUAACAGGGAAAGUUUUGCUGUACAGUGAGAGAGGUGAGAGUGGACACCUUGCUGGUUUGUAUCCCGGCCUUUUCUUCCAUCCUCAUCCAACGUAGGUUUGAGAAAACAAACUCCACUGCUGCUUUUCCCAGUGCUUAGCCUAUCCCUCUCCUGUGAAGUGGGAGCAGCACUCUGUAUUCACAUCACAUAUCCUGUCAUCGCUUAGGAAUAUCGGAAAAGGGAGAUCUCCUCUCGUGAUCCCAAGGAUCUGGCAGACAGACAGGGUGCUCUGCUGCUAUUCGUGCUCAGCAGGCACCUGGCUUUUGCUGUGUAAGGCCAGACACCUUCACUUUCCAGGAUUAGAAGCGUGGUGCUUGUGUUAGCGACAUGGAAUCAGCAGAGCCCUAAAUGAGUUCUGUUUGCUCUCUUGUUUUUUUUUCCCCUAAGCCGCGCGGGGGAAGCCUUUGUUAUUUCCAGAUUGAGAAAUAAGUGCUGCAGGCAGACCCUAAAGCCUUUUCAAGCUGCGCCCUGCGUGAAGGAUGUGCUGUCUGCUUUGGAGCCAGCUAGCAAAAUAUAAAGCAGUUCUGUUCUGCAAGGAAAACGUCUGUCCAUAGGCAGGAAGUCUGCAUUCUGCGUAAGUGGGUGUUGUGUGGGAGUUUGUGUAGAAGCAAGCUUGACACGUCCAACUGUGAGCAGGAAGUCAGGCUGCCCAGUGCAGAACCAGUAGGAAACGGCAUUCUGCUUUUUCACAUCCCUGUUUUCAAAACGGAUACACAGCUGGAAGUGCUCUGUCCGUCUGUGUCAGCUGGCCGGGCUUUGUCCCUGUGGCUGUCUGAGCGCGUGCUGGCCUUGCAGCAGGCAGACUGCUGGGCACUGCUCUGUACAGGGAGCAAAGCCGAGGCGUGGCAGUGCCUCUUACAGCAUUUCUGUGCCUCAUUGCUUUUCCAGCCCGGCCAGGAGUCUGCUGGAUGCCUUGUGGUAGGAGACACGGCACAGAGUUCCUUCCAGUUCAUCUUUUGCUGGGACUGGGACAGCUGGACCCUGAGGGACACUGCUGCAGUCCAUGACGGUGCAGGCUCCUACCACCCCUUCUAGGCCUGCCGUAGGCUGUCGUGUCCUCUGAUGGAGGAUUCCUACAGGGAAUUGGGAUGAGGGCAGCUGAAGUCCCACAGCUUUUCAUUCCCAGUCACCAGCUGAGGUUGGAAGUGAGCAGGAAGGCUUCCCUGACACCUCCCUCCUGCACCCGGAGCAGCGUGAGGCCAAUUGUUUGUAAACAUCUCAGGUCUACAAACCUAUUUCAAGGUAUUUCCUGCAGUCAUCUGGGUUUACCGAUAUCACACUGAAUGCUUAGCCAGGAGCCCAUGCAGUGCUGCGUGGGAUUCUGCACACUUCCAAAGGCAGGGGUCAGGGUAACAGGGCCAGAAGCUACUGUGUCAUUUCCCCGUGCUCGGAGGUAUGGCAGUGCUGUGCUCACUCACCUGCUUAUCUGUGAAGCUGGACUUUUCUUCUGACUGUAUGCGCACAGAGCAAAUAUUGACUCGUGGAACUAAUGGCAUUUGUGGCUCCAGGACGUGCCUUCACCUGGCUCAAGGGGAAACUGCUGGGGGAAGGGAAGGCAGAGGGCUCUUUCUGUGCCAUAAUUUAGGUGAGUCAGGGUUUGAGCUCCGAAAACAAAGCUUCCCAAGUGUGAGGGCACAAAAAUGAGCUGCCUGAUUCACUACAAGCUUUUUGUCUUCAUUUGUAAGAGAAGGAGGUUCUGUAUGUUUAAUUGGUCGCGAUCUACUUGGGGUUCUAAAAGCUGAAUUGGAAGGGGCUUCCAGAAUUACACCGAAGCGUGUGGCCUCCUGGCGAGGACUGUGGCUUUGCUAUUGCUCUUACUUCUCCUACAGCUCUGUAAAUAAAAGACCAUAGCAGUGAGCAGUGGAGGCCAACUGACAGUCUGUGUUCAAAUUCAGCAUGGUGGUUAAAAUCGGCAGGGGAGGAACACGCCUGGGAAGGAGUUUUUGUGCCAAAAUAAAGAUCCUACUGAAAAGCUCCAGGCAGCAUUGCUCCACUAGGAACAAUUUCUUCUCAGUAAGAGCGGUGCUGCAGUGGCACAGCUGCACAGGGAGGUGGUGCAGUCACCGUCCCUGGAGGUGUUCCAGAGCCGUGUGGAUGUGGCACUGAGGACGUGGUCAGUGGGCAUGGUGGGGAUGGGCUGGCGGUUGGACUGGGUGAUCUUAGAGGUCUUUUUCAUCUGUAAUGGCUCUGUGAUUCAUGCCUAGCGCAUCCAGGCACUACCACAACAGGGUUAAGUGGAGAUCACGUGGCAAAAGAAGCCAAGCGAGUAAAACAUAGGCAGCAGGAGAUUGUUAUCUGGUGUUUGCAGGAAGGCAGGUAUUUGAAAUCUUUCGCAUUGCAGCUGUGUGGAAGGGCAAGUUUGUCCAGAGGAGGCCUGGUGCUGUCAAGUGGAGUGGUUUGCAGUCAGAAGUGGCUUUACUGAAAAGGGAAGCUGGAAAAUCCAUUCAAAGCAUGCGAGCAUUAGCUUCUCCCAGGUUCUUUCCCAAGACAGUGACCUCUCACCCCUAAGAACAGCAUUCCUGGACCUGCUGACAGCCCCUGCCCCUCGGCCUUACCUAGCACAAUGUCAGGCCAUCACACUCCCUCUGCUGGGGGUCCCUUCUCAGCACUCACACCCAGCAUUUGGCCGCAGGAGAUCCUGGCGAAAUACACACAGAAGGAAGAAUCCAUUGAGCAGCCAGAGUUCCGCUAUGACGAAUUCGGUUUCCGAGUUGAUAAGGAAGACAGUGCUGAGCCAAACUCCAGCAAGCUUCUGGGGCUCCCGCUGACAGAGGAGCCACAGCAGAGGCUCAAGUGGCAGGCUCAUCUGGAAUUCACACACAACCACGACGUGGGUGACCUCACUUGGGACAAAAUUGAGGUCACCCUCCCACAUUCAGACAAACUGCGCUCCCUGGUGCUGGCUGGCAUCCCACACAGCAUGAGGCCGCAGCUGUGGAUGCGCCUGUCUGGGGCCUUGCAGAAGAAGAGAAAUUCAGAGAUGUCAUAUCGUGAUAUCGUGAAAAACAGCUCAAAUGAUGAAACCAUUGCUGCCAAACAGAUUGAGAAAGACCUGCUCCGCACAAUGCCCAGCAACGCCUGCUUCUCCAACAUGAACAGUAUUGGGGUGCCACGGCUACGCAGAAUACUACGGGGACUUGCCUGGCUCUACCCGGAGAUUGGAUAUUGCCAAGGCACUGGCAUGGUGGCCGCCUCUCUGCUGCUCUUCUUGGAGGAGGAAGAUGCCUUCUGGAUGAUGUGUGCUAUCAUUGAGGAACUGGUUCCCGCCUCCUACUUCAGUACCACCCUGAUGGGGGUGCAGACAGACCAGCGUGUCCUGCGACAGCUCAUUGUACAGUACCUACCCCGUCUGGACAAGCUGCUCCAGGAGCAUGACAUUGAGCUGUCCCUGAUCACCUUGCACUGGUUCCUCACCUCCUUCGCUAGUGUUGUCCACAUCAAGCUGCUGCUGCGCAUCUGGGACCUCUUCUUCUAUGAGGGCUCUCUGGUGCUGUUCCAGCUCACUUUGGGCAUGCUCAGUAUGAAGGAGGAUGAGCUAAUCCAGUCUGAGAACUCCGCCUCAAUCUUCAACACACUCUCGGACAUCCCAAGUCAGAUAGAAGAUGCAGAUGUGCUGCUGCGGGAGGCCAUGCGCGUGGCCGGCUCACUGACAGAUGUGGCGGUGGAGACCCAGCGUCGCAAACACUUGGCCUACCUCAUUGCUGACCAGGGGCAGCUGCUCAACUCCAGCACCACUGUCAACAAUUUAUCCAAAAUCGUGCGGCGCAGGACUCAGCGCAGGAAAUCUGGCAUCACCUCUCUGCUAUUUGGGGAUGAUGACUUGGAGGCACUGAAAGCCAAGAACAUCAAGCAGACAGAGCUGGUGGCCGACCUCCGCGAGGCCAUUCUGCAGGUGGCACGGCACUUCCAGUGUGUGGAUCCCAAGAACUGCAGCAUUGAUCUGACUCCAGACUACAGUAUGGAGAGCCACCAGCGGGAUCAUGAGAACUACGUGGCCUGUUCCCGCAACCGACGGCGCCGUGCCAAGGCACUGCUGGACUUUGAGCGUCACGAUGACGACGAGCUGGGCUUCCGCAAGAAUGACAUCAUUACGAUCAUUUCCCAAAAGGAUGAGCACUGUUGGGUUGGAGAGCUGAAUGGACUGAGAGGUUGGUUUCCUGCAAAAUUUGUGGAGAUCUUGGAUGAGAGGAGCAAAGAGUACUCCAUUGCUGGGGAUGACUCAGUCACAGAGGGGGUGACAGACUUGGUGCGAGGGACGCUUUGUCCUGCCUUGAAGUCCAUAUUUGAACACGGAUUGAAGAAGCCAUCGCUGCUGGGGGGUGCCUGCCAUCCUUGGCUGUUCAUUGAAGAGGCUGCAAGCAGGGAAGUGGAACGGGACUUUGACUCUGUGUAUUCUCGCCUCGUGCUCUGCAAGACUUACAGGCUGGAUGAAGAUGGCAAAGUCCUCACUCCAGAGGAGCUGCUUUAUCGGGCAGUUCAGGCUGUGAACAUGACGCACGACGCUGCACACGCACAGAUGGAUGUGAAACUUCGUUCCCUCAUCUGCGUUGGGCUCAAUGAACAAGUGCUGCAUUUGUGGCUGGAGGUGCUGUGUUCAAGCCUGCAGACCGUGGAGAAGUGGUUUCAUCCCUGGUCGUUCCUGCGCAGCCCUGGAUGGGUCCAGAUCAAGUGUGAGCUGAGAGUGCUCUGCAAAUUUGCCUUCAGCCUGUCUCAGGACUGGGAGCUGCCAAUAAAGAGGGAGGAGAAGGAGAAGAAACCGCUGAAGGAAGGCGUGCAGGACAUGCUCGUGAAACACCACCUCUUCAGCUGGGACAUAGAUGGGUGACCUCCACCCCACUGUGCCCCGGGAGCCUUCUCCGUGGCGUGCACUCCUUUCCCCAACCCCCAUCAUCUCACAUCCCCUUCCUUCACUUCCUCCCCCUCCCCACACUCGUAUCUGUGACAGAAUCCCCUCGGGGGGCUGCCAGUCCACCCGGGACCGACGCAGCGUGGCCUUGUGGCACUGCUGCCAGACCCGAGGGAGGUGACGGUCGAGGCUGAUGCUGCACAGGGACACGUGUGUUCUGACCAGAAAAAUGAGUGCCCCCUCCCAGCCUUCCCCACCUCUGCUACCCCCGUUGCCCUGGGGAGAGGGGCUGCAGGCCCAGCCGCUGCGUGCCAGCGUUUCCAGUGCUGCCGUAGGUGUGGGGCUGAGGCAAUCCUGGCGGGAUGGCUUUGAUCCGUGAAGGGUGGCACUGCAGAUGCAGGUGGAACCGAACUGGUGAGGGACUUAGCGCUGUGCGGAGCAGGGCUGGCACGCAGCCCGCCUCGUGCCAUCCGAGGGCUCACCUCCAAGGGGAGGGGGACGGCAGAACCGAAGCGCUUGGAUGGGUUUGCCCGACCCGGAGCCAGGGCAGAGAAGAGGGAACCGCAAUCAGCCUCAUCCCACUUCUCUGACACUGGUGUGUGGGAUGUCGACAAGAGGUGCCUAAGAGCACCGGCCUGUUACUGCUCUUACAGCCCCAGGGGAUGGGCUUUGUCUCCUCUGGGAGCAGAUGAAAACCGACACUCCCCUAAAAGAGUGUUUCAUGCUGUCAUUUUAGUCUCUACGUGAUUUUUACUGUUAACCAAAAAGCUGUAAAUUAACUCCGGGAACGUGUGUAUAUUUUGGCACUGUCGUAGCUCAGGAUGGGGUUCAGGUUGGAGCCGGCUCAGGGAGACCGACUGGUCCUCCUCGCCCUGCGGCGGGGCAGGGACGCCAGGCGGGAGUGGAGAAUUGCUGCUUUGUGGUGGUGGCUCUGGAUAUAUAUGGAGUCUGUGACUUUCUACUGAAAGCGCUUGUCAGUGAGCACAAACUACUACAUGAGAUGACACUAGAUUCUUACUUUACUUUAUUCUGUGGGUUUGUAAAUAAACUGCAUCUUGGGAGA